UCCAUCAUGGCGGUCGAAGUAGUCUUAAGGCUCUAUUCCUGUGAAUAUACGGAAAUCAAGGAUCAUGCCGAUCUCUUCAUAGCUACAUUGACGCUUUAAAGUAUUCGUUUGCCUAGAAGAUCUUCUAAUCUUACGGUCUGUGAAGGGUUUCGAAUGGUUGUUGAACAAGUGUUACGUCAUAAUUUUGUUCUUGAGUCUCCCCAAACUUUGUACCCUGUAGAGGAGAGAUAUUUUGCCUACAGAUGUUUAGAUGUUUGUUGAUGUCGAAUGGCAAAGCUGCAAAGCGUCUAAGUUCCCUGGCAAACUCAUUCAAAGUUUCUCUCAGACCGCUAUGUUCAGACGGAGUUGUAAGCAUUGGAGAUGUGAGUGUGAAGUUGAGGAAACCAUCCUCCCCUGAGUUAGUUCCAGUCAAGUAUGUUAAUGGAGAACUUCCCCAAUCAGUCCUAAAGAAUCUGCGAUGGAUCAUGCAAAAGGACAAACUAGGCCAGGAUGUGUUUCUUAUUGGACCUCCAGGACCUUCUAGAAGACUGCUGGCUAUGCAAUACUUGGAGCUGACCAAAUGUGAAGUUGAGUACAUUGCAUUAUCUCGUGACACAACUGAGUCAGAUCUAAAACAGCGUAGGGAAAUUACUGCAGGAUCAGCUUAUUAUGUUGAUCAAUGUGCUGUGCGUGCUGCAACUCAGGGAAGAGUGCUGAUACUGGAGGGGAUAGAAAAAGCUGAGCGUAAUGUACUUCCUGUGUUAAACAACCUCUUGGAAAACAGGGAGAUGCAGUUAGAGGAUGGAAGAUUUCUUAUGGCUGCUGAGAGAUAUGACUCUCUUUUAAAAGAACAUAGUAGACAAGAGUUAGAUGCCUGGAAGCUUGUGAGAGUCAGUGAAGACUUUAGAGUUAUAGCUCUUGGGUUGCCUGUGCCUCGUUACCAUGGCAAUCCACUGGAUCCUCCUCUUAGGUCAAGAUUCCAAGCAAGAGACAUUCAUCUGUUACCAUUUAAGGAUCAGCUUGCUGUCCUUCAAUCGUCAUGCCCCAAUCUACCCCAAGAAAGAUUAGCCCAACUGUCCUCCUUUGCACACACAUUACAAUCUACAGAGCUGGCAUCUGUUGGACUUCCAGAUUUUCCCAUUCAUAAUCUUGUAGAUAUUGUUAGAAUUAUGGAUAUAAAUCCACAGCACUCAUUAGAGGAACUUAUCCAUAGACUGUAUCCCUAUGAUCUCAUUCUUGGUGAUGAAGGUCAGAAGGUGGUCAGAGAAGCACUAAAGACCUUUAAUCUUGAUGACAGAAAUAAAAAAAAAUCCUUAUCAUCCUCAAUUGGUAGAAUAAAUAAGAUCACAAGCACUCCACCUUCCAUCUCCAAGGUGUCUGUUGAACUUGUUAGAGGUAAAAGAAGCACAGUGUUUGAGACUCAUGCUGGAAGGAAAGUUAAAGUCACAAACAGUCACAAAGCAGAUGAAUCAAAGUUAGUCAUGACCGAGUCACAUUCCAAAGUAUUAUCAGACAUGUUUGAGUCUCAUGCAGUUCAUGAUUUCUGUCUUGUGGGACCCAAGGGCUGUGGAAAGAGUGUGCUGGUGCAGCAGUUUGCCAAUUUUCUGGGUUACAAUAUUGAGCCAGUUGUUAUAUAUCAGGACAUGACAGGGAGGGAUCUUUUGCAGCAGCGUAUUACUCUAGCCAAUGGUGAUACAAGUUGGAGGUAUUCACCUCUUGUGAUGGCUGCGUUGGAGGGAAGUAUCGCAGAGUUGGAUGGAAUACACAGAGUGAAUCCUGGCACUUUAGCCAUACUACAAAGGUUUAUAAAUGAGAGGGAACUGUCACUGUAUGAUGGAACAAGGCUGUUACACCAUGAAAGAUAUCAAGUAAUUAAAGAAUACAAUGGCUGGUCUGAUGAAGAAAUGGCCACAAGGGGAAUCUUUUGCAUUCAUCCAUCAUUCCGUGUCAUUGGAUUGGCUGAGCCUCCUUUAAUUGGCAGCUCUCAGCAGCAGUGGCUGAACUCUGAACUACUGUCCAUGUUUUUGUUCCAUCAUGUCAGUCCACUUUCCAAACAGGAGGAAGCUCAAGUUGUUUAUGAAAUGGUACCAGGUUCCUCGUGUGAUGCUAUGGACAAACUUCUGGAGCUCACUGAAAAAUUAAGGUCCUCUAAAGAUCCAACUGUCUCAUCCAUUGCAUCAUCACUGUCCACUAGACAGUUACUUCGCAUUGCUCGCCGCCUAGCAAACUAUCCAGCUGAAGAUUUGGAACACUCAAUUCACAAAGCCUGUUUAGCAAGGUUUUUACCAAGACUAGCUGCUUCAUCCCUAGAAAAAAUUUUAAAUGAUUCUGGUAUACACAACCAAACAGAUUCCAUUGAACAAGUGACAGCAGUUGAUGCCAGUGAUUUUGUCUGUGAAAUAAAAGAUGACGAACUUCACAUUGGCCAAACAAAGGCUCCAGUUUACAACCCAGAAAAUAGAACUAAAGUUCCUAACGUCUUAUUUUAUGAAAAUCAACAGCAUCUGAAUGUUAUGGAAGACAUGUUAAAAGACUUCAUGCUGGGAGAGCAUUUGUUGCUUGUUGGGAAUCAGGGAGUUGGUAAAAACAAGAUAGCUGACAGAUUCCUACACCUCUUAAAUCGCCCAAGAGAAUACAUUCAGCUGCACAGGGACACCACUGUUCAGUCUCUUACUCUACAGCCAAAUGUUCAAGAUGGAGUGAUAAUUUACGAGGAUUCUCCUCUUGUUCGCGCGGUCAAGUUUGGUCACGUGUUAGUCGUCGAUGAGGCCGACAAAGCACCUACUCACGUGACUUGUAUUCUCAAGUCCUUAGUCGAGAGUGGAAUGAUGGUCCUUGGGGAUGGUAGACGGAUUGUGACGGAUGCUGAAUCAACUCCUGUGUCCACGAAUGUUAUCAAGGCCCACCCUGACUUCAGGAUGAUUGUUCUCGCAAAUCGACCUGGAUUUCCGUUUUUGGGAAAUGAUUUUUUUGGAUCUCUCGGUGACAUUUUCAGUUGUCACGCAGUGGAUAAUCCAGACUUCGAUUCAGAAAUGGCGAUGUUACGCAAAUACGGAGCUAACGUGCCAGAGGAAUUGCUUCAUAAGCUGGUCAGUGCUUUUGGUGAGUUACGAUCUCGGGCUGAUCAGGGUCUCAUUUCUUAUCCUUACUCCACAAGAGAACUCGUCAGUGUCGUCAAACAUCUUCAGGCUUUUCCCGAAGAAGGUUUGACCAAUGUUGUCCGUAAUGUGUUUGAUUUUGACUCGUAUCACCCGGAAGUGAAGGAGGUGGUGAUUGAAGUGCUUCACAAGCAUGGUAUCCCUGUGGGAGCCUCUAGCAGAAACAUAUGCUUGUCAAAAGAGUUUCCUUUACCACCCCCAGCCCUGGUUUCCACCUGGAAAAUUCUUGGGGACGAGAAUGGCUUCAGUGCUGGAAUCAACUGUCCAGUGGAAGAAAGAAAACUUAAAGUGCGGGGCCCGGUGAUGGUUUCAGUCACGUCCAGCGAGUGCGAGCGCCGUAACGAUCGUUCACUCGGCUUCUCGGAGCAAAUUGGCUAUUGGGAUCUCCCUAUGCAUGAGGGAGAAGUAGUGACGAGUGCUGCUGUGGGACCUGGAGGAAACAAGGGGGACUGGAUCCACGUCUUAGCAAUAAGCCCAGUCUCGCUCUACUCACAACAGACUAAUCAGGAUUCAGUAUUGUGCAUGGACAUGUAUGACGUGUUUCCCCGCUCUCAGUACGCAGUCCCUCAGUUGAAAAUGGCCGCUUUAGGAGGCGACCUACAAGGACAGGUGCUUAUUCAUGAACAGGACUCAAAUUCACUAUAUCUGUUGAACCCUACGGAAAAGGAACUUCGAACUCUUAACUUCAAAUCCAUAGUUGACAACACCAGAGAGAAACUAACACGACAUUUCGCAAUUGAAAAGGGUAAAUUUCUGAUGAACUCAGAAUUUUCGCAUGAAAAUAUGGUGAUUGUUUAUCAGGAGGAUAGUAACAAGAUGGACGUGGUAGACGUAGCUGACGGAAUAACGCAACACAUUACUCUGCCAUUUAUUGUUGGACAGUUUCACCCUUUCUCACGUGAUUUGUGGCUUGUGUGUGAGACUGGGACCGACCGCAAGUACCUUCUGACGAAGCCGUACCCAGAAGCCCCUGUACCUUGUGUCCUUCAUCCAAUUGAAAGCAUUAACGUCAGUGGAGGAGACGACCAACAAUGGAUAUCGAUAUCAACUCGGAGCUUACCAUCGGUAGCUAUUACUUCGUUUGUAGGAGCGGAGAAGGGCUCUAGAAGUAAUCGAUUGCUGGUCGGAUCCGAGGAUUACGCCACUGUCGCCAUGGCUCGGCCCGAUCAGUUACUUGAAAAGUCUCCAGUUAGUUUUUAUUCAUUUCAGAGAGAAACGAAAACGGGAAAUGCAUCUAACCAGUCAGAGCGAGUAAAACCCUUGGAUAAACUUAUUACAGAGGACACAGUCCCUCCUCUUUGUCUUCCCACCACGGCUCAAGUUGUUCGUUUGGUCCCAGGGUCGACUGUUCCUCGCAAUGACGGCCAAACAAUGGAAGAGGAUGAGGAUACUGGUCAGUUCAGGGCGCGAAGUUUAUUGGGAUACUUAGAAGUCACCGAUGUAGCGAGAAGAUCUGUUCGCUACAUUCCAUUCCCAGACCGUCGCGAUCUGGCUCUAUACGCGAGAUUAGCGGGAAAACCUAUAGUUAUGGCGCCAACGACAUACGAGGGCAUUGUGACGGUAGACGUUUCCGGCCGUGUCAGAUUGUGGGAGACUGGUGUCGUGAACCUUGUCCGGUCAUUAGAGAAAUGGAAGGGACUUAUAGGGGAGGAUUAUCAAGGUCCCUUACAGGUUAAUUACUCGAGAGAAAGUGGAGAAGAUGUGACAAGUCCAAAACAUGGAAAAGUCGACCCUAACAACGACCCUCAUGUAGGUGGGAACACUUGGGCUGGGGGAACUGGGGGCCGCGAUACAGCAGGGCUCGGAGGCAAAGGGGGACCAUAUCGAUUGGACGCCGGACAUGAUGUACAUCAGUUGUCCGAUGAAGAGAAGGACGCAGUUCCUGAUGACGUCAAACGUGCAGCGAGGGAGAUGGGCCGGAGAGCAUUUAAACAGAAGUUGCGUGAAAUCCAAAUGAGCGAGUACGAUGCCAAAAUGUAUGAAUCUUUUUCGUCACGUGUUCGCCGUCAGGUCCAGUCCUUGCGAGUUAUUCUUGACAGUUUGCAGGCUUCAGGGCAGGAAAGAGUUUGGCUUCGGAACCAGACCUCCGGCGAACUGGACGAUGGAAAGUUAAUCGAAGGAUUGACUGGAGAAAGGGCUAUCUACAAGAAACGAGGAGAUGAAAACCCAGAGCAAGGAACUCCUCAACGCCUUCCCAAGCGCCUUCGCUUUGUAGUUGAUGUCAGCGGCAGUAUGUAUCGGUUUAACAGCUUGGAUGGAAGACUGGGGCGAGUGAUGGAAGCUGCAUGUUUGGUGAUGGAAGCAUUUCAUCAGUACGAUAACAAAAUUAAGUAUGAUAUUGUUGGACAUUCGGGCGAUUCUCCCGAGAUUCCUUUCGUGUCUCAUGAUUCGCCGCCCAAGAACAAUAAGGAACGCCUCAACAUCAUAAAAAAGAUGCACGCACAUGCACAGUACUGUUGGAGUGGUGACCACACCUUAGAGGGCACAGAUUUAGCAGUCAAACACAUAACAGCAGAGGAAGCCGAUGAUUACUUUGUUGUCGUCCUCAGCGACGCAAAUCUCGAGCGGUAUGGUAUACCCGCUGAGGCUUUUGGGAAAGUGCUCAUGUCAGAUGCACGAGUUCAUGCAUUCGCCAUUUUCAUCGGUUCGCUUGGUAAUCAGGCUGACAGACUGGUCAGAAAGCUCCCAGCAGGACGGGCGUUUGUUUGUAUGGACACCAAACAGCUUCCACAAGUUCUACAGCAAAUUUUUACUUCCGCCAUGCUUUCUUCAAGAUGACGUGCGACUCAAUUCAAUUCCACCGACCAUCAAAGAGUGACCACAGAAAAGUCACUCAAAUAAUGAGUAGCAUUGGAAUCAAUUCUAGAUAUUGAUUUUUCUCGAUCUUUUCUUGGUAGGGAAAGGCAUAAAAUGAAUAUAACAUUUAUAAACUGAAUGGGAUAAGUUAAAAAAAAGAAUAAGACGGCGAAAGAAAUUUAUAUGCUUGUCUAAACGUUGUUGUUGCCUGGUUUGUACUAAUGAUUGAAAGAGCUUACCCUUCACUCCUCCCUCCUGAAAUACUUCCAGUCUUCAGGUUAAAAAACAUUGGAAACACGAGUUUUGUUAUCAGAUACUUUUGUACUUUCUUUUGUUUUUUAAAACUAUCAGGCAGGUACUUUCAAGUAAUUCAUUGACUAUUUGAGCGAAAUCCACAGACACUUCAGAUGCACGUGCCACAGGCUGAUGAAAUACUAUUGUCAUUGUCAGCAAUGACCUUUAUUUCUUUUCAACCUCAGUAUUAACCUCUAUGUGGGUAUUCCAAUAACUGAUGUGCUUUCGAACUGAAAAUGCAAACAGUACAUUACCAGGUGCAACAAUUAAUGUUACAGGAAGCUCACAAGAAAAUUUUAUGUUAGAAACUUUCUUCACGUAUAUCUUAACUUGAUAAGUCUGACUAUAACACAAGUUGGCUACUUCAUACGUGUUCGAUGUGUUUUUAGCAAAAGGCCAUGUAAUCAACCAUAAACAAUUUGUAUUAUUAAGUUUUCUAACAACUGGGCGUUGUCCAAAAUGCACCCAGUGUUCUGACAAAAACGUCACUAUUGACUUUUUAUGUGUUCCUUUUCGUGAGCACACACACAAUUUAAGGUCAACACCAUUAUCGGCGCACUCUGCGUAUGUUAAAAAUAAAGUCAGACGGUCA
Pocillopora verrucosa is the source of this 6819-nucleotide messenger RNA. Its product is annotated as von Willebrand factor A domain-containing protein 8. NCBI's taxonomy places the organism in Eukaryota, Metazoa, Cnidaria, Anthozoa, Scleractinia, Pocilloporidae. Gene Ontology annotation, molecular function: ATP binding; ATP hydrolysis activity. The record is from RefSeq and is a predicted model, not a curated record. Gene Ontology annotation, cellular component: cytoplasm.